Impatiens glandulifera is the source of this 1159-nucleotide messenger RNA. RefSeq lists its product as uncharacterized. The record is from RefSeq and is a predicted model, not a curated record. Gene Ontology annotation, biological process: proton transmembrane transport; potassium ion transport. The coding region runs from base 166 to 963 and encodes 265 amino acids. Lineage: Eukaryota; Viridiplantae; Streptophyta; Magnoliopsida; Ericales; Balsaminaceae. Gene Ontology annotation, cellular component: mitochondrial inner membrane. The transcript has 8 exons.
CAGUCUAUCGCUAUCCGGAAGCGGCGCUCAUAUUAUUAUAGUUUGUUAUUACAGAACGGGGAAGAAGACGCCAUAACCGCUUCCUUCAUUCUCCUUGAACCCUAGCCUAACCUUGAUUUCUCGUCUCCAUUCAUUCGUCCUCAGAUUCCAUCGAAAUCGUCAGUCAUGAAAGCUAGAUUGGUCGUCUUCCCAAUCCGAGGAAGGAACUGGUGUUUUAGUAGAUCCAUCGAUCGUCAUACUUCUCAACAAUCAUCGAAUAACGUUCCUUCAACGCUCACUGAUCUCUGGAAGAAACUCUCAUCAGGCGAUGGAAAAUCUGAGUUGUCUAACAACACCGAACUCGUCAUUGAUUUCGUCUCCAACAAGAUGAAUGGAGCUUGGACUGGUCUUGAAAAUGCACCUCCUGGAAGUGUCAAAUCUAAGAUUCACGGUAUUGGAGUGCGGCUUCUAUCUCGUGUAAAGCCAUCUGAGAUUUUCCUGAAAUCUAUAACUAAGGAGGUUUCGAAUGUCCAGAUUACAUAUCCUACCAGUCUGAAUGAUCGGCUCGUACGCAGAAGAUUAAGGCAUAUUGCCUUAAGGGGUGCUGUCAUUCACAGAAAAUACUUAUAUGGAUCAGUUACAUUACUUCCAAUGACUUCAGUAUUUAUGGUUCUACCUUUGCCUAACAUUCUAUUCUUUUGGGUCCUGUUUCGUGCAUAUUCUCAUUGGAGAGCUCUACAGGGAAGUGAAAGACUAGUCCUGUUGGUUAGCGAUGAUAAAAGUAUUGAUGAUGGGACUGGAAAUGUUAAAGAACAAGCGAAUCAUCCUCUAUGGGUGUUGCAAGCAUCGGAUGAGCUUGAGAAACUUAUUAAGAGUGGAGAUGCCGCCUCAGGCGAUGGGCUUAGCAAAUGCAUAAUAUCAAAUAUCUGCAAGACCUAUGAUUUGAACACCAUUGAUGUUCUAAAGUACAUGAAUUCUAUGUAGUUUUGAGUUUGUUCUGUUAUGAUUAUAUGGCUAGUUGGGAUUUAGAAAAGUAAUGGGCUAAAUGAAAACAAUAUCAUCUUUUUGUAGAUUUAGUAGUUUAAAUAGGGAUGGUAGUCACUAAAUAUCCAUCUUUGCUUCAUAACUCAAUAAAUUGUUAUGGCCACUUUUUGGUUUUGGUUUUGUCCAUGUUUGUUAA